Messenger RNA from Strongylocentrotus purpuratus (purple sea urchin), 3007 nucleotides. RefSeq lists its product as uncharacterized. The coding region runs from base 255 to 2789 and encodes 844 amino acids. The transcript is spliced from 7 exons. The record is from RefSeq and is a predicted model, not a curated record. NCBI's taxonomy places the organism in Eukaryota, Metazoa, Echinodermata, Echinoidea, Camarodonta, Strongylocentrotidae.
CGCAUUUGUUCCAGGCUUCCCACCACCCCAUAAACGCUACACAUACAGUACUUGUGCAUGCGGACGAACGAACGAGUGGUUUCCAAAAUCGAUGUAGCUGUAUCCACAGAAAAUUACCACCUGGAUGUCUUGCUGGGGUUAUCAUUCAUGUACCUUUCCAGCGGACUGAGUUUCUGUCGAAUGAGAAGGAUAUCUUGCACCAUGGAUGGAUUCUGCCUUCUCUAUCUGCUCAUGUCUUGCUGGGGUUAUCAUUCAUGAACCUUUCCAGCGGACUGAGUUUCUGUCGAAUGAGAAGAACAUCUUGCACCAUGGAUGGAUUCUGCCUUCUCUAUCUGCUCAUGAUCCUCCUGGUGAGAUCUGGUGAUGUUGAAACCAACCCUGGACCAGACAGGAUUGUCAGUGAAAAGGAAUUCUUACAGCUGUCCAAGCAAAUUGAACCUAGCCACUACAAAGAGGUGGGCAUUAACCUGGACAUCUCCAUUGCAGAGCUUGGUCAAAUCAAGGAACGUAGCCAAAAUACCAGUGAUGCAUUGAUGACAGUCUUCACGAGAUGGAGAGACAAACAGUCUCCAGGCACAGACAUCAGGGCUCUUCUAGCAGAGGAGUUAGACAGAAGUGACUUAGGGUCCCUCUCUGGCGAACUACUUGCUGGCAGUCUAGUCCUGAAGCGGACAGGUGCACCUGCUACGAUGUCAGGAUCACAGACUCAACCACUUUCUCCUGACCUGAUCAAGAAAUGUGCAGAAGAUUUGAAAUCCAAAUACCGGACAACUUUCUGUAAGAUCAGAGCUGAUCCUCUCGACCCUGAUUCCAUUGUGCAAUUUGACGACAUGUUUGUUAACCUUGUCCUGGAAGAGGAAUAUCGUAAAGGCAAGCGACCACUUACGUACAGGGAUCUCUUUAAUCACAAAGUCAAUGGAGAGUUUCCCAAGCGGAUCAUGAUUCAGGGAGAGGCUGGGGCUGGAAAGACAACAUUCUGUUCUAAGAUUGCCUGGGACUGGAUAACUGAGAAUCCUGUUCUCCCAAAGUUCUCGUGGGUACUUGUUAUCCCUUUUCGUGAAGCCAAACAAUACACGAUCGGUGAGAUUGUCAAGUUGUAUCUCUCCAAGGACAACCCAGCAACAGCCUGCCAGAUCACUGAGUACAUCCGUUCAAAUCCAAAAGAUGUAUUCAUUGCGUUUGAUGGAUUAGAUGAGCUUGAUGGCAAGGUUGUACAGCAAAGGAAAGCUGGUACAAAGUCAGAAUGUCACCAGCCAAAGUCAUCAAAACUAACAAGUGACACUUUGCAGCCAAGAGUCCACAGUGCAGAGGCAAGUGGAAGUGCUUCAGAGAGAGGUGGCAUUGCACUUAGAGACAUUCUUAGUUCAGAUGAGCUUGCUGCUUGCCCGGUGUUUGUGACAAGUCGCCCAUGGAAGGUCGAAGAGAUUAGAUGGGACAAUAGUCUACGGAAACUGUACACUUUCAUGUUUGUAGAAGGGUUUAGUAAGGAGAAUGUGGAGGUGUACAUUCACAAGUACUUUCAAGAUGAUGGGGCCAAAGCAGAUCAGCUUAUCCAAUUAACCAAAGACAAUGUCAUCAUAUCUGAGAAUAUGGCCCCGUAUCCUAUCUACAUAGCUAUGCUCUGUCUUAUGUGGAGAGAACUUGGUGACGAAAAACAAGAAAAGUUGAAGUCAUUGCAAACUUUUUCUCAAAUAUUUGAUGAAAUGUUUGAAUUCUUGAAGGUGCAUUAUGCUCAGAAAGAGAUCACAGAUUUAGACAGCCAAGAUUUCCAAACCUUUCGCUCUCAAAUUGAGAAGCUCAUGGAACCAGUUGCCAAAGUUGCUUUCACCGGGCUACAAGAAAACACCCUUAGUUUCAAAGAAGGUGAUUUUGAACAGUGCUCAGACUCCAUUGAAACAGCUUGUAGAGUAGGGGUGUUGUCGCAGGAGAAAAAAUUGUCAUCUUUAUAUGAUAAGAGCAGUAUGUACCUGCAGUCUACUAUCUUCUUUCCACACAAACUCUUUCAGGAGUACAUGGCUGGGGUCCAUCUUGCUUCCCUGUUUGAAUUAGAUCACAAUGAAUUCAACAGACUGAUUGAGCAAGUAGUGCUGCCUAGAAAGGAAGAGUUUAGGUAUCUCCUGUACUUCACUGUAUCACGGGACAAGACCAUUGCAAACCAUGUCAUGAAAUGCAUGUUACAGGGUGGCACUCCAGACAGCAAGGGGGUGAAUUUCUUGGUUGAUGUAUCCUUUGAGAGUCAGGACCUAGAUACUGCAGCCUUGGCGAGGGGUGGAAUGUCAUCUCUGAAAAUACACCCAUCCAUGACAGCACACACCAUAGCAGGUUAUGUAUUCACUGGACUAGGUGUACAUAAAGAUGUGAUCGAUCUUGGAGUAAAUGGAGAAUUUGGACCAAUUAUAUCACAUGAUAUGGGGGAGAUUAUAUGCUCUGUGCCCUCUCUAGAGGAUGUUACACUAUUUCAAGCUGCCUUGCACAGUGACUUCUAUGCAGUUCUCGCUAAAGAAGGAAACAAGUCCAAGGUCCACACUGUCGAGCUUCAAUCUGUUAGGUGUCCAACAUCAGCCUCUUCACAUUACCUAGCAGACGCUUUGUGUUCCAUGCCAAACCUGACUGACCUGACACUAGAUGGAAAUGAUUUCCAGGAGGAGUUCUAUUCUACACUGAAUGCAAAGGCGUCAACCUUACAGGAUUCUUUUCCUCAAAUCAGUAAUGGAAAUUUCAUGCUCAAUGGAAAGUACCAAGCGGAUUUUGAUUCAUUCCUGCAGUCACUCACUGACUCUCCACGGUAAGUGAACUAUUAAACAUAAUGAAUUACAAAUUAAUUUUAUUGCUAUACAACUUACUCCUAGAUCCUAAUCAAAUGAUUGGUUAAGCAGGGUCAUGUGUGAUUCCUUUACUGAGAAUAUUACAUGUUUUUCCAUGAAAAAGCAUGCUAUAGUUUCUAGUACUAUUUAACGAUCUUUCCACAGCAGGGCAUGUAGAGUUUAAUAUGCUGUAUAUACUGUGU